AUGGAGAAGAAACAUAUGAAGAUGGCCAUCCUGAGGCAAGAGCAGACAUUCAGACAACAGGUUCAUGAGUUGCAUCGCGUAUACGAGGUUCAGAAGCGGCUGAUGAAGGAGAUGCAGGCUGUUAAGAGGAGCCCAGCUCAGGCAAGAGAGGAUACUGAACCAGAACCAAUGCUGGAUACAGAUCGCUCACGCGCUCCUUUUAUCGAGGACUUCAACCUGGAGCUGACACUAGCAACUGGGGGUGAUACGCGGAAGCAAGAGAUGACAUCCAACUCUGAGUCUGGACCAACGGUGACAUCGUCGACUUCUGCUGAAUCAGAGUCGGGGCAGCGAUUCCCUGAGUCCAAUGUAGACCUGAGGUUUCAACAUGAGAGCAAGAGGCAUGAUGAUCAGCUCACGCAGUCUCCCUGGCUCUAUCAAUGUUUAAGUCUCAAGAUGGCUUGA
Messenger RNA from Triticum turgidum subsp. durum (durum wheat), 444 nucleotides. NCBI's taxonomy places the organism in Eukaryota, Viridiplantae, Streptophyta, Magnoliopsida, Poales, Poaceae. The record is from the annotation of a GenBank genome assembly.